This is a messenger RNA of Sorex araneus (European shrew), 960 nucleotides long. Its product is annotated as olfactory receptor 52Z1P-like. Gene Ontology annotation, biological process: G protein-coupled receptor signaling pathway. The transcript has a single exon. Gene Ontology annotation, cellular component: membrane. The coding region runs from base 1 to 960 and encodes 319 amino acids. Gene Ontology annotation, molecular function: olfactory receptor activity; G protein-coupled receptor activity. Lineage: Eukaryota; Metazoa; Chordata; Mammalia; Eulipotyphla; Soricidae. The record is from RefSeq and is a predicted model, not a curated record.
AUGGAUCCUUCCUUUUAUAACCACACCAGUACCCAGGAUAUGUGGUACUUUCUGACUGGAAUCCCAGGACUGGAAGAUAUACAUGUCUGGAUCGCUAUCCCUAUCUGCUCUAUGUACAUUGUGGCUGUCGUAGGCAAUGUCUUCUUGAUCUUCCUGAUCGUGACUGAGCGAAGUCUCCAUGAGCCCAUGUAUCUCUUCCUUUCCAUGCUGGCCUUAGCAGAUAUUCUUCUUUCAACAGCCACAGCCCCAAAGAUCCUGGCCAUCUUCUGGUUCAAUUCUAUGAAUAUAUCUUUUGGUAGUUGUGUUAUCCAAAUGUUCUUCAUACAUUUCAUCUUCGUAGCUGAAUCUGCUAUUCUGUUGGCAAUGGCAUUCGACCGCUAUGUGGCCAUCUGCUACCCACUGAGAUACACCACUAUCUUAACCUCCUCAGUCAUUGGCAAGAUAGGCACAGCAGCUGUUGUCAGAAGCUUUAUGAUCUGCUUUCCAUUUAUCUUCCUGGUAUACAGACUUAAAUAUUGUGGUAAAAACAUCAUUCCCCAUUCCUACUGUGAGCACAUGGGCAUUGCCAGAUUGGCCUGUGAUAAUAUCAAAGUUAACAUAAUUUAUGGUCUGACUGUUGCUCUGCUGUCUACAGGACUGGAUAUAGUGUUCAUCAUCACCUCCUACUCACUGAUCCUUUGCACAGUGUUUAAGAUACCUUCCUGGUCAGCCAGAUUCAAGGCCCUUAACACAUGUGGCUCCCACAUCUGUGUCAUACUCAUGUUCUAUGCCCCAGCAUUCUUUUCAUUUUUUGCCCAUCGCUUUGGGAGCAAAACAAUCCCUCAUCACGUUCAUAUCCUAAUAGCAAAUCUCUAUGUGGUAGUGCCCCCAAUGCUAAACCCCAUCAUUUAUGGGGUGAAAACCAAACAGAUACAAGACAGAGUAAUUUUGUUUUUCUCUCCGAUCAGUACAUGUUGCUAA